UCUUAGCUUUCAUGUUAACUACGCUAGUUGAGAAGGCGUUUGUUCGGGCACUUCAUGGAGAGAUAACGGAUGAAGAAGCUGCUGAUCAGAUUGCUGAUUCACUUUGCGCUGAUUCCUUUGCCAAUAAUUUCCAGAAUUAUAUCAAUAAUGUUGAAGUUCAACAUGGUGUUAACAAUGAUGGAAAGAUGGAUAUUUCUGCUAAUUUGCAAUCACAACCAUGUCAGCAACCAAAAGUUCUAGGUACUAUAACUCUGGGUGAUUUACAUCCUGAACAAAUUGCACAAUUCCAGCAAGCGUUUACAGAAGCCAGUAAGGGAUUAGCUUCAUCAGUUGUUUUUAAUGUACCGGUGCAAAAGACUGAUAAUCCGGAAGAAUAUUUUACUGACGAAGACAAGGAAAGAUGCGCUCUUCUUCAAGAAUUAAUAACUGGUCAGCGCCCAUUAAUGCUGCAUCCUUAUGUAUUUCUUCUUAAUCGACGGUUCAAAUGGACUGAUAUCGCUGUUCCUGUUAUCGGGACUGACAAGUUCCGCGUUUAUCGGCUGAAUCAAGCACGUAAUUCACGCUGCUAUUACCGUUGUUCAGGGUGUGAAACUAUGGCAAAAGAACCCGGCGAUCCAAUUGCCCAAAUAAAACUUGCUGAAGGUCAUUUGGUAGGUGAUGUUAAUCCAGUCCAUAAUUCAAAAUGUGAUUUGUUUACAUUUUCUAAUAUUGUUAACCGACAGUUUGACAGGGAAGCUCGUCUUGAUGUCUACAACGGAGUUAUGAAUCCGAAAGAAGCUUGGAAUAGGGGACGGUUACGAGCUCUGAGAGCAGAAAGCUUAGCACCUAAAGGUUUGUUAAAUGCAGAUGAAUAUCCUACUUGGGAAACGAUGAACAAAGUUAUCAUGAAACUGUGGAGAAGUGCGAAGCGGGCACACGAUGCUGGUAUCGAGGGUAUUGAUCGAGUUGGUAGUAAAGAUUGGUGGCGUAAUAUUCCGGCACCAUCUGCUGCACGAAGAAGUAUGAAAAGGGGAAAUUAUGACACCACCAAUUAUAGUUUUCGAACUGAGGGGAGUGGUGAAAUUGAAGAGCUUGAAGAUGAUGGUGACCAAUCGUGCAUCUCAAUGGCUGCUAGUGGUGAAGAUGGAUGUCUUGAACUACUGGAUGUAGUUAGCGAAAACGAAAUUUACACCACCGAUCAAGAACCAGCUCCUUCUGGUUCUCUCGAAAGAGAUGAUAUUGUGCCGGAGCCACCAGAACAUAUUUCACUGUUUUCCAAUAGAUCCGAUCCUGUUAAACGCGUAUUACAUCAGGACAAUAACGUCAGCUUAUCUGCAUUACCUGAUGAUAGCUGUGGAAAAACAACAGAUGCUUUCUUGCGUAACAGUGAGGAAAACAGUGAUGUACAAUAUUACUUGCUGCAAAGUUACGAUGAUGACGACGACGAUGAUGAUGACGAUGACGAUGAUGAUGAUGAUAAUGAUGAAGGUGAUGAUGACGAUGGCGAUGGAGAUGAGGCGAGAGAUAGAAAAGAUGGUGAUGAAGAUAACAAUGAUAAUGAUGUGGAUGUAGAUAAUGUCGAUGAGGCCAAUCUUCACAACGCUGAUGAUGAAGUGACGCAAGAAUACAAUGACAUUUUAACUGAAGUGGAUCGGCUUGAGCAAAAAGCUAUCGCUGCAGCUGAAGGGAUGAUCGAACAUCGGAGAAUGGCUGGGGGCCAUGUAGUCGAACAGCGGCUACGUGAUGAAUCGUAUGAAUUGCGACGAAGUAUUCAACAAGAGUCAGUGCAUGAACAAGCUGUAACAUCGUCGCAACAUCUAAACACUACAUUUUUUGCAAAUCGUAAACUGUUUGCAGCAAUUGAGAGUUUGACACGCACGUUGAAUACGGAUCAUUCGCGACAAUUUCAUCAGGAAAUGUUGAAGACAGCAGUGGAAUUAUCAAACAGGUAUGCUGCGCAGCAACGGCAGUGGUACGCCGCAGCAACGGUGACUUUACGACGCAAUGCAACCGUUGAGCAUCGUAAUGUCGCUGCAUCGAGACAGCAUAGUGAUUACGAAGAUGACGAAAAAUCGUUCGGUAAAAUAAUAGGGAGGCGACGAGCAGGAGCUGUACCUUUACGAACGUGGGCAUUUAAGAAGGAUUAGAUAGGAUUGUUUUUCCACGUUGGUCAAGAUUUAGGCACUUAUUUUUUGGAAAGUAUUUUGAAAACAAUGAACAAAUUUGUUUUUCUAGGAAUACUGUAGAAUUAUGCUGUCAUGUUUUUAUGACAACAUUUCACAUAUAGUCUUCAUAUAUUUUAUAGCUAUUCCACAUACCUGUAUCUCAUGUAUAAUCUUCCCA
Loa loa (African eye worm) is the source of this 2322-nucleotide messenger RNA. RefSeq lists its product as hypothetical. Lineage: Eukaryota; Metazoa; Nematoda; Chromadorea; Rhabditida; Onchocercidae. The record is from RefSeq and is a predicted model, not a curated record. Bases 12 to 2126 code for a protein of 704 amino acids. The transcript has 13 exons.